CCCCGGUAUGUCUUUAAUCUCUCUCAAAGCAGCGCCUCGAAUUCUAUUGUUAUUCCACUCCUCCUAGGCGACUGAGCAAACUCAGCGACCAAAAGCUCGUUUCAAUCAAGCUCCCACGCUCACUUCAUCGCCUUCAGCCCCCGAAUUGUCCCUGCAAUCAAUCAGCGAUGAUGACCACAUAUUUUAACCGCCAAAGAGGCACGGUUUUCAUUGCCUCACCUUCGAAAUAGCCAUUUGGUCGCUAAAUAUACACAAGACUUUUCACGGCUUCAUGUUGCGAUGCUCUGUAAUGGUCACCAUGACCCUGAUCAAUAUUCACAUAUAUUGGAACAUUGAUGAUACCGACAAAAACCACCCCAGCUAGCUCGGAGAACACUGUAACUUCCAUCUGACCCUUUUUAUCCCCCUCAUUCAGUCACAUUUUCGUGAUAGCCCUCCCUUAGCCUGUGAUGACGGUGGAAAACCAGCAAGAAAUGGGGUUCUCUCAAUGUCACUCAGCAAGCCCCUGCAAAUAAUCAGAGUGGCGGAACUCUGCGAUUCAAUACACCUGCAGAAUAACUUGGCAUUGCUUUUUAGCUAUCACUCGGAGUUCUCUAGCCUGUGAAUUCAGGUCUGAUUCCUAGCGGUCAAGUCCCUGGAAAUUGUAUCUUGUGCAUUUAAUCAUCGAAUACCUCACAAUCCUCGCAGACGCGAAUAACAUCAAAGUUCAAUCAAUAUUUACCUUUGAAGCUUUCGGUUUCUCAAAUUCCGGUGCAACCGAGAUCCAUUAGUACCCAGGUAGCCAGUCAAAGAAUCCCGACCGAGAAAUUACCUGACCAAGACCCGAGCGUUGUCACGACUCCGCCAGACAAAUCUUGUGUCCAAUUUUGACUUCCGUCAUCCAUGAUGCACCAAAGAGAUUCCACCGCGCAUUGCCUCGAUUCCCCGCAGCGAUCAACAUGACGGACAGGCUGUGCUCGGCAACAAUAUCAAGAAUACCUGCUUCAGCGUAUCACCACGCUAUAUAACUAUCCAUAUGAUCCAUUCGAGGUGUCUACAAAGAAAAUUAAGCGUGAUACUGCCUGAAUUGCCCGCUCAUCACAGGAAUGAAAGCCUUCCUUGGCCCGUGGUGAAACAACAAGUGUUGAUCCAUUUUAUGCCCACCCGAGACUGAGACACCAUGACAAGCGUUGCUAUCACGAUAGUUGGAAUGUGUUGCUCCCCUACAACCUGAAGCCCGUGACAAAAGAUAUAUCAUGGCAACCUGUCGGCCACAAUGGACUGGAGAGCAUCACACAUUGUUUAUUCAAUUCUUUUCCAUCACCAAGUCGACACAAUGAUUCGAUUAUACAUUCUUCUUUGCCUCCUACCAUGUCUCUUCCUUACCACCCCAUUCACCCAUGCUGCCCUACUGCCUCGUCUCAAAGCUUCGUUCAGACUGCCAGGUGUAGUCUUCAAUGAACCAGUGGCUCGAUCUAUCAAGGUAGUGCCUUUCAAAGAGCUUCCUGGGGAAUCACACCAUGGUCAUGGACUUCACCACACUCUCGGCCUUGUGAAGCGAUUGGUUGAAGACCAGGGCGAUAUGGUUGAGGUUACCGAAGAAGCUCUUCAGGAACUUCUGGAUCAGAUCAACAAACUCCAUGAGCAGGUGAACAGCAUGAUGCCAUCUGGUGCAACGGACAAGCAGCCUACUCUAGGGGCAGGCGCUUCGUCAGGAGGCCAGUCUGGUCAGUCUGGUCAGGCCGAUCAAUUACCUGCAGGGUCUUCUGAUGAGUCUACUGGUGGCGAACAGUCUGAACAACAGCCUGCUCCCUCUGGCAAAGCUGGUGUCCCUAGACCAGGCGUUGCCUCGGGUCCAUCAGAAGUUCCUAUGGUUUCGGACCCUUCUCUACGAUCUCCGUUGCCGUCACAGGCAGACGCAGCCACGGUUGUCGAGCCUCAGGCUCCGGGCGCUUCAGCUCAACUAGAUGCAUCGCAGAUAGAUACCCACAGGCAAGCAAAGACUGAGCUGGCGCAGCCUGCUGCAAAUCCCACCCAGGUGGUAAACGGUGAAUCUACUAAUCCAUCUAGCGAGCCUAAAGUUGAAAGGCUGUCUGGCAAUAGUGCUGCCGUGACCCUGCCUGGGAGUACAGAUGCUUCUGGAAAGGGGGGCGUCGUGGAAUCAGGUGGUCGUCCCAAGAAUGCUGUUGCUCAACCGACUGGUGAAGUUCAGGCUCCGACGGGAACACAAUUUAGCACAGCACAAGACGUCAAGCCAACAGAGGAAGGGAAGGCCAAAGGUCCUAAUAUCUCAUCUGCCAAGCAGGUUGCUGAUGCUACCAGUACUGCGCCCGGGGGUGCAUUUGUUGAGAAUCCUGAUAACGUUGUCCAGACGGUCACGACCAAUGUCACCUUUGGCGGACAGACUAGUACUUCAGCAACUAAGGAGACUCAGAGACCAUUCCGUGCCAAAGAUGAUGAGUGUGUUGACAAAGUAAGUGAUCUACCCAUCAUACGUCGAAACCCUAACUGCACACCAGGUAGUAGGAUCAAAUCCGCGAGCGAGCCAGCACAAGACACCACGAUAACUCUGGUCCUCGUACCUACUCCAGAAGCAGAUCCUUCCCAAUCUUCUGCAACGGAAUCCGGGACACGGACAACAGAAGACUCUCCUGCAACUGCCAAGGCCGAGGGAACGGCUCCAGCAUUAGAGACAGAAGCCACUUCCACCCCGACUAUCAACGCUGGAGGCUCUCAGCAGCUUGCAGCACCAACCUUACUCUCAAAUCCAUCUGCUGUUUCUAGACCUGAGCCGACAGCGUUAAGCCUUAGAACUCUCGUUUUCACAUCAGUCCUUACAAGGUCUUCAACCAUCCUCGCAACUACUGUACGCACAGAGUUUGUUAAUGCGAAUCAACCCACUGCAUCAUUGAAAGCCCCCGGACAUGUCUUCAAAGAAGAUGAAGACGCAGACACAAAUGCAGCGUUCAACAAGGAUGGAAAGCUUGCUUUGGAGGAGAGUGUCAAUGAGGAAAGCACACCAGAAACCCUUAGAGGAACUCCUCUCGCGUUAGAGACUACAGCCAUUCAGACCACAACGACAACCACCAUCAGUUUGAGCCAUGUUGAUGUCAUGACAACCCCUGAACCCAGCCAAGAGCCUCUGUCUCUUUCUUCAGUACCAUCUCAUGGUGCUGGAGGCAUCAACGGGACAUUCCAUGCAACGCCAAACAGUGGAUUCAGAACAAUUCCGAGGUCGUCAGCUAGUCUGGCAGAGAGAGCAUAGAUGUAAAUAUACAUGAUUUGCUCUGGAGUUAAGGACUUUAAUGAUGUUUGGGUUUGGAUGUUUUAGAAUGAUCACUAUGAAUUUAUGUUGGAUUCCCCUUUUGGUACGCUUGUCAUAUAAAUGAGAAUUAAUUCCUGUUUCGCCCACAGUACCGUGCCGUUGAAAAAGCAAUAGCACGUAUCCACAACCCUGCGAAUACUGCACUCGAUCAACUUUUGAAACCCCUC
This is a messenger RNA of Fusarium odoratissimum NRRL 54006, 3471 nucleotides long. RefSeq lists its product as uncharacterized. The record is from RefSeq and is a predicted model, not a curated record. Lineage: Eukaryota; Fungi; Ascomycota; Sordariomycetes; Hypocreales; Nectriaceae. The coding region runs from base 1256 to 3244 and encodes 662 amino acids. The transcript has 3 exons.